Messenger RNA from Drosophila ficusphila, 2925 nucleotides. Its product is annotated as colorectal mutant cancer protein. NCBI's taxonomy places the organism in Eukaryota, Metazoa, Arthropoda, Insecta, Diptera, Drosophilidae. Bases 238 to 2394 code for a protein of 718 amino acids. The record is from RefSeq and is a predicted model, not a curated record. The transcript is spliced from 6 exons.
CCUGUCUGGGUAUACAUUUUCUGAUAAGAAUGAAAUCGCGACUGGCUAACAUUAUUAUAAGUUUAUGAAUUAAAAAUGCCUUAAGAUACGUAUCGGAAGUGCCAUGUAGUGUUAACCCAGUGCCAUAUAGUGUGGGAAUGGAGCACCAAUCAAAAGCAAUCACCAAUAGGCCCAAACUAGGCCGAUACUAGUCGCGAAAGGAUUCCAUCGCAUCAUCCGCCCAUCACCAUCACCAGAAUGUCCAACGAUGUGCAGGUGGCCCGGGUGGCAAAGAUAGCCACCGAUGUCCCUCGUCGCAAUAGCAAGCAGCGGGAGUCCAGCGGUUUCCAGGGCAAGCACUCCGGCAGUGCGGCUGGCGAGGAUUUCGAGUACGUCUUUGGGAGCAUUUCGCCGAGGGGAGGGGGACCCAUUGCCAGGCAUCUGAUGGGAUCCUGCGAGCUAGACUCCCCGGAGCACACGCAACGAGACACCACUGAAAGCGACAACAACAUCUCCAGCUGCUCCACGCUAGACAUUGUCAACAAAGUUGAGCAACUGUCGGUGCAGCAACUGGAGAACCGGGUGCGGGAUCUAACCCAACGUCUUCAGCAGGCGGAAAGACAACUCACCGAGAGCAACUCAGAGCGGGAGAUAUGCCACAAGCGGUUGGAGGUGGUCAGCCAGGCCCACGAGUGCCGCAUCACCGAGAUGCACUGCGUCAUUGCGGAGUUGAGCAAGAAACUGCGCAGCAAACAGGAUCACAUCAUCAUGGAGGAACAGGAGCCCGAGGGAAGUGAACUAAGCUAUCAGGAGGGUUCUGUGUACAACUCUGAGGUAAAUCUCACCAAUCCCGAUGCCGAGUGCCAGACCGAACCGCUAGAGGACUUCGAGGGCGCCUGCAGCACCACCAGCGUAGGCAACAUUGACCGCAAGCCACCGGAACUGAGCCACAAGGGACAAGUGGAGGCUCUGCAGGAGGAAGUGCUGCACUUGAGGGCUCAGAUUGCCUUGCUUCAGGCGGAGAUUUCCACCAAGGAUGCUGCUAUAGUGGAGGAGCAGACCAAAGUCGCCUUUUUCGGCUGCGAAACGGAGGUUAACGAGUGCGGCCAACACCUCAACGAUCUGAAUGCUUGCGUUUCCUUGACCAGCCCACAGAAACGAGUUCCCGCCGUGCCGAAAAUGGCGGAGCGGGUGAGAUUGCGGUGUGCCAGCAAACAUGAAUCUAGUAAAGAUCCGUCUCCCGAACAGCAAACUUCAUUAAGUAACGAGCACAUUAAUCUGGUGGAGCAUUUGGUGUGUGAACUGAAGGAGCAGAACCUUUUUAUGGAAAGCUUUAUGGAGCCCAUGCAACUAAGCAAGGAAUUGGAGCGAAUUCAGCGACGAGUGGAACACUUGGAGAUGCGCAACACCAUGCUGGCUUUGACUCUGGAUGAAUGCAAAGAGCACACAGAACACCUUUAUCUUCUUUGUGGAAAAUACGAGUCCAACGCGGUGGCCCUCCAACUGGCGCUUAACUGCAGCGAUCGCGCCAUAGAAGCUUACGAUGUAAUGCUUGCUCUGUUAGAAAGCAAAUUGGCUCUUCUGGGGGAGAAAUCAGCGGCUGCUGAGGAGAGCCGUCGAUCGGUGGAAGCGGUGGCCAGACAUUUACUAGCUCGUCUGGACAGCGAAAAGAACGUGUGUGAGAAUAGUUUGGGACCGUGGCAGCACAACAUUAAUCUAGGCCCUGAAGAUGCCCCCAAGACUGGCCGUUCCUGGUGUCCCGACGACGAUAACCGCCUACGCUAUCAUGUCUCCAAGCUGAAGGGGCGACGCUCCAGUGUUCAGCACACCAUUGUCAGUCUAGAAUCUCCCUUUAGCGACAUAUACGAAAAGAAACGUUUGGCUUUGGAGAAAGAGCAAGAGUUACGCGAUGAUGACAAAAAGUCUCCAAUCGACUUGGAAACGGCCGUGAUCAUGCAGGAGCUGCUCGAACUGCGAGACGCGAAUCUUCAGCUUAAGACAAAGAUGGAUGAGGCUGAGCAGGAACGGCAGAACGCCAACGAGCGGGUGGGAAUACUCCACGAAGCCUUAAAGCAGCUGCAGGCCAGCAACCGAGUUUCCUACUCGGAAGCGGAGCACGCAGCCCUCACAGAGCAGCAGCUGGUCGAGGCUUUGACUCGGGAAACUGAGCUGAAGAGUCGCAUCCAAACGUUGCUGGCCAAUGUCACCGCCUCGCAGAAGGCUUCCGAUGAGAAGUACGAGCAACUGCAUCAAAAUGUGCGCGAGCUACAGAAGUCCAACCACAAUCUGGGACAAAUGUUGGAGCACAACAAACGCAAGUAUCAGCUUCGCGUGCGAAAGCUGGAGCAGAAAAUCGUUGACCUACGGCUGGACCACGAACAAGGCCACAAUCAUGUUCCUGAGACGACGCUGUAGGUGUAAGAACGUGCAUGACGGAUAUUAAGGAAAACUGAGAAAAAGGGUGGUGGUGCGGGCGCGCUUGUUACAUAUCCCGCAAAAGAUCUUUUCCUCUCGAUCAUAUCGCUUAUUUUACCUUCAACGCAAUGCCCAUCGAAAUCGGAGGCACACGCCCAGAAGUAAAUCUUGAAUCCGACAUGACCAAGACAGUAUCACGAAUGUGCCAUGCUACUAACUUGCAGCCGGCUGGGGUUGGGGCUUUGUCCUUUCCCCGCUCAUCAGUCUGCAGCAACUACAUACUCUAAAACAUACAUAUUCAGAGGUGCCAUGAGCAAGGCUCCAACCUAUCCAGAUAUCCGUGGAAUUGGAGUAUUCGUCUCUGGACCACAAGCAAUUACAUAUACACACAUACGACUAGGCAAACUAAGGAGUUACUCACGACGCAUACACGGGAUCCUAUAUUUAUACAAUGUAUUCGCAUUUUGCUUGUUAUAUGAAUUCAAUAUGUAUUUAAAAUUGUACAAAUUAUAACAUGUCUACUGAAACUAA